UCAAAUGUUUUCAUCAAGUAACAACGUUUAAUUAAUCAUUUCCUUAGACUAAUUUAAUAAUACAAUUUAAUAAUUUAAACUUGGUUAUGUUUUUAAUUAAUAUUUAUAUCAACUGAAUAUGAAUCCCAAUGAGAAUGUAAUUAAAUCAGUGAUUCUAUCGGGAUUUGGUUUAAUUGGUGUGACAAUUAUUGUUAAUCAAUUGAUGAAAAAAAGAUUGAAACAAUUUAAAAAGGUUGGUAUUGUUAAGAAAUUGUUUAUUUAUCCAAUUAAAUCAUUAAAACCAAUUCAAUUGGACUCAUUGGAUUAUAAUGAUCAACAAAUUUAUUGGAAAUCAUUAUUGGAUAGAGCUUUCAUGUUAGUGAAUCGGAAAAAUGUUAUGAUUACUCAAAGACAAGAACCAAGUUUAGUCAAGUUAAUUGUUGAAUUAGAUUAUCCAUAUUUAAUUGUUACAAGACCCGAUGGAUCUGAUUCAAUAAGAAUCUCAAUUCUUGAAGAUGAUUAUCAAAAUAAUGAAGAGAUAAUUGAAACAAACGUUUGGGGUGAUGAUGUUUGUGGAGUUAAUUGUGGAUCAGAAUUUUCUCAAUUUUUCUCUAAUUAUUUGGAUAAACCAGAAAUUAGAUUAAUAAGAUUUACUAAUAAACAAAAACAUCGACCAUCUCAGUUGUAUCGAGAUGGACAGUUGGAUAAAGAUGCAAAGAUAAAGAUUAUGUAUCAAGAUACAGCAACUUGUCAUAUAAUUAACACUAAAUCAGUUGACACUUUGAAUGAAUGGAUUGAAAAUGCCGAUGAAAAAGUGACCUAUGUGAACUUCAGGCCAAAUAUUGUAGUCGAAUCUGAUUCUUUCGAUGAGGAUAAUUGGGAAAAAAUUAAAAUGGGAUCAGAACAAUCAGCUGAAUGGCAGCAAUUACUUAAAUGUAUUCGUUGUAGAAUCACAACAAUUAAUCCAGAUAAAGGUACUUUCAUGAAGGAACCGUUGAUAUCAUUGAAAAAAUAUCGAUCACCGGCCAAGGAAGACAUUGGUUAUAUGGAUGCUCCUGGAGUCCAUGGUAAAUUUAUUGCACCAUUAAUGGGAGUAUUUUUCAAGCCCGAAUCAUCGGGAACAAUUAAAAUCGACCAAGAAAUCUGGGCUUCUCAUAAACAUGGAUCAUUUUGGUUUCUUUAAUUAUAAACAAUUAAAAGUUUUACUUUUCCACUGAUCAAAUGAACCAUAAUUGUGUCAAAAAUGAAGGUAACAAUUAACCAAAUCAGCAACGAUCCAUGAACCACACCAAUGAAGUUAAAGGUUAAUCAAUUGAUGAUCACCAUCAACAAUCAAUUAAUUACCGGUGAUGAUUCAACCAAAUUUAAUGAUAUAAAUGAAUGAUAAUUAACAAUUUACUUUGAUUGUGAUAAAGUUGAAUAAAUUAUCAACCAUUAAAAAUAUAAUAACGAUAAAACCAAAAGUCCAUUCAACUGUAUUACCAUUAAUUCAUAAUCAACUAAUUACAAUUAAACUUUCAAACAACAACAACAACAACACUAAUAAUAAAAUGGU
Messenger RNA from Panonychus citri (citrus red mite), 1534 nucleotides. RefSeq names its product mitochondrial amidoxime reducing component 2-like. The transcript is spliced from 6 exons. The record is from RefSeq and is a predicted model, not a curated record. NCBI's taxonomy places the organism in Eukaryota, Metazoa, Arthropoda, Arachnida, Trombidiformes, Tetranychidae. Bases 119 to 1162 code for a protein of 347 amino acids. Gene Ontology annotation, molecular function: pyridoxal phosphate binding; catalytic activity; molybdenum ion binding.